AUGUCAGAACUCUUUCGAGAAUUGAAAUUCAAUGCUGGUAGAAUUAUUUUGAAGGACCCUUCUGCUACUUCUAAAGAUGUCAAAGCAUAUAUAGAUUCAGUUAUCAAUACCUGCAAAAAUGGGAGUACUAUAAAGAAAGCAGAGCUGGACGAAAUCACCGUUGAUGGUUUAGACGCAAACCAGGUUUGGUGGCAGGUCAAACUAGUUCUUGAUAGUAUUGAUGGUGAUCUAAUUCAAGGAAUUCAAGAGCUAAGAGAUGUUGUCAUGCCUUCUUCUCACAAUCUCUCCGAUGGGAGCACUUCGAACUCAUCAUCCGGAGAAGAAAGUGAAAGAGAGGAAGCAGAGAAUGCUUCUGGGGAAGAAUCGACGUUUUCUGGUGAAGUUUCAGAGGCUGAGGAGCAGAGUUAUCAUGGUUUUUCUGAGAACGAUGAAGAACCCAUACUGGAUGGCAAAAAAACUAGUACAAAGGCAGAUAGGGAGAACUUUGUGGAGGAAAAUAAAAUUUCUUCUAGACAAGAUGAAAAGCAUUCUUCAGCUGAUCCUUAUGGUAUCAAUGACAAAUUCUUUGACCUUGAAAAGUUCAAUAGAGAUACUUUAGCUGCAGAAAAUUCCAAUGAAGCUGCUGAGAGGAGUGAGGAUGAGGAGAUAGAUUACUUUCAAGAUAUGCCUUCAGAUGACGAGGAAGAGGAGGCUAUUUAUUAUGAAGAUUUUUUCGACAAACCCGCAAAAGGACCUGUGGAGAAUAAUUUUGAGGUGGAAGAUCCAAAAGAAGAUGAAGAAUUGGAUGAAAAGGAGCAUGAUUCUGUCAUGGAUAAAGUCAAGUUGGACUUAUUUGCGGAUGAGGAGGAUGAACGAAAUGCUGAAGAAAUGGGCGAAGCUAGUGGCAAGAAUUUAUCUACUUUUGAAAAGCAACAAGUAGAGAUCAGAAAACAGAUAGAACAACUAGAAAAGGAAGCAGUUGCCGAGAAGAAAUGGUCCCUAAAAGGUGAAGUAAAGGCAAAGGAUCGUCCUGAAGAUGCACUACUUACUGAGGAACUUGAAUUCGACAGAACUGCAAAGCCCGUGCCUGUUAUAACAAGUGAGGUCACAGAAUCAUUAGAAGAUAUGAUUAGACGGAGGAUACAGGACAGUAACUUUGAUGACCUUCAGAGAAGAACCUUGUUAGACGUCACACGGAAGUCUCAACGGGCUCAAUUUGAAUUGAGUGACGUUAAAUCUUCGAAGUCGUUAGCAGAAAUAUAUGAGGAUGACUAUUCACGCGCUGAAGAUGAAUCUGCCUUAAGUGAAGAGCUUCAAAAGGCUCAUUCUGAAAUAUCAGAACUUUAUACCAAUUUGGUAUACAAAUUGGAUGUGCUUUCAUCAGUACACUUCAUUCCCAAGCCAGCAAGUACUUCUUUGGAAAUUAGAGUUGAAACACCCACUAUAUCGAUGGAGGAUGCUCAACCUCUCCAUAUGUCGAAUGCAUCUUCUUUGGCUCCCCAAGAGAUAUAUAAUGUCGGCAAGGCAGAAAAGGAGGGAGAAAUUCGCUUGAAGAAUGGUGUUGCAAUGUCUAAGGAAGAAUUAACUAGAGAAGAUAAAAACAGAUUACGCAGAGCUUUGAAAAGAAAAAAGUCGAAAUCUAAUUCGUCAAUCGUAAACAAAAGAUCUAAAAGGAACGAUGUUGUCGACACUCUGUCUAAAGCUAAAAAUAUUACUGUUAUUAAUCAAAAAGGUGAGAAGAAGGAUGUUUCCGGUAAGACUAAGAGAGGCACGUCAGGGCCAGACAGCACCAAUAUAAAACUCUGA
Messenger RNA from Saccharomyces paradoxus, 1785 nucleotides. It is a transcript of the gene MPP10, whose product is annotated as rRNA-processing protein MPP10. NCBI's taxonomy places the organism in Eukaryota, Fungi, Ascomycota, Saccharomycetes, Saccharomycetales, Saccharomycetaceae. Gene Ontology annotation, biological process: rRNA processing. The record is from RefSeq and is a predicted model, not a curated record. Gene Ontology annotation, cellular component: sno(s)RNA-containing ribonucleoprotein complex; small-subunit processome; Mpp10 complex. The coding region runs from base 1 to 1785 and encodes 594 amino acids. The transcript has a single exon.